AUGGAAAAGAACAAUGUAACGUCAAUCUUUCUUCUUGGAUUUCCAGGCCUCCACAAUUUCAGAUUUUUUCUCUUUUUUCUACUCACCUUGAUUUAUCUCACAACACUAUGUGGGAACUUCUUGGUCAUCACCCUAGUGUCUUACAGCAAGAAUCUCCACUGUCCCAUGUACUUCUUCCUGACACAGCUCACCACAUCUGACAUCAUCUUGUCCUCAGAUAUUGUCCCUAACAUGCUCCAGGUGAUUCUGGACAAUGGCUCCUCAAUAAGUCUUCCGGCAUGCAUAGCACAAUUGUUUUUCUUUGCUUAUUCGGAAGCUUCAGAGUGUUUUCUAUUGACAGUGAUGUCUUAUGACAGGUAUCUGGCCAUAUGCCAGCCACUCCACUAUGAUUUGAUAAUGACCUCCAUGGUUUGCCUGAAAUUAAUAAUUUUCUCCUGGAUCUUAGGUUUUUCUGUAGCAUUAGCUCAAUCAGUCAAUAUAUCUCAGCUUUAUUUCUGUAGAUCUAAUGUCAUUGAUCACUUCUUUUGUGAAAUUGAUCCUAUUUUAGAUCUGUCUUGUUCCAGUGUCUUCUACAUAAAGGUGCUGGCUUUAGUCCUCUGCUUCCCUGUCCUAGUGUGCCCAUUCCUAAUAGUCGCCAUCUCAUAUGUAUAUAUCGUCUUUACAAUCCUGAGACUCCAGUCCAUCACCCAAAGGCAGAAGGCUUUCACGACCUGUGGUUCUCACCUCUUAGUGGUGUCCAUAUUUUAUGGGGCUCUGUUUUCUAUAUAUUUGAUCCCAGAAACUGGACAAUCUACUGCAAUACGUAAAAUAUUUUCUAUUGUCUACACUGUGGUGACGCCACUAGUUAACCCUUUAAUUUACAGCCUGAGAAAUAAAGACAUCAAGGAAACUAUUAUGAAACUGUUUUCCAGUUGA
Bufo bufo (common toad) is the source of this 915-nucleotide messenger RNA. RefSeq names its product olfactory receptor 11L1-like. Gene Ontology annotation, molecular function: G protein-coupled receptor activity; olfactory receptor activity. The record is from RefSeq and is a predicted model, not a curated record. Gene Ontology annotation, biological process: G protein-coupled receptor signaling pathway. The coding region runs from base 1 to 915 and encodes 304 amino acids. Gene Ontology annotation, cellular component: membrane. The transcript has a single exon. NCBI's taxonomy places the organism in Eukaryota, Metazoa, Chordata, Amphibia, Anura, Bufonidae.